Balearica regulorum gibbericeps (East African grey crowned-crane) is the source of this 586-nucleotide messenger RNA. NCBI's taxonomy places the organism in Eukaryota, Metazoa, Chordata, Aves, Gruiformes, Gruidae. The record is from RefSeq and is a predicted model, not a curated record.
GAACUCAUGGCAUUGUGUUUGAAGGAUCUAGAAGAGAGAAAAGAGCAAGAAGCUGGUAACAGAAGGAGCAUAGAGCAGGCUGCUAAUGAUCUGAAGGCACAUGCCAUUAUUAGCAAAAAGCAGCUGUCAGACAGAGUGACUGAGCUCCAGUUGCUACUUCGGGAAGAGGAGCGUCUGGCAAAAAAUUUCAUUGAUGAAAAGGCUCAGCAAGCCCUUGAAGCACAUGAUCAGCAGUUGGAGUCCUGCCAGGAAAAGCUUGCAGCCAUGGAAACCUUGUCACAUCGUAUCAGACAAAUACAACAGUACAGUGAUCCUGUUGAGUUGCUGGAGAAGUACACAGAAAUCAAGAAGGAAAUGCAGGAGUCCAUGCACCUGUUAGAACAGUGGCAUCCGAUACCUCUCUCGUUUGAACACAUACUUAACCAUUAUAAGCACUUUGUGACAGUUCUUCAGUCCAUUCUACAGAAACCACUAGAAGUGCGGCUUAAAAAAGAUGUUUUCAGUAGCCUUACUGCCACUGCAAAGAGGGAUCCUGGAACAGUGUUGAAAACCCUGUCUCCUGUUGAUCGGCUGCUUUUCUUAAAAC